Messenger RNA from Paramormyrops kingsleyae, 1073 nucleotides. NCBI's taxonomy places the organism in Eukaryota, Metazoa, Chordata, Actinopteri, Osteoglossiformes, Mormyridae. The record is from RefSeq and is a predicted model, not a curated record.
CGGCUACAGCCAUACACGCUUCAUUAGAAGCGGAGUUACAUGCAGGACUCCUCAGUCCGGUCCUGUCUCACACAGACCCCAUUGUUGCAGUAAGGAAGUCAGAUAUACUUGCCUUUCCGCUCCAUCCUUGAUCACCUAAACAACAACCAUGCGUGAGUGCAUCUCCAUCCACGUGGGCCAAGCCGGUGUGCAGAUUGGCAAUGCAUGCUGGGAGCUCUACUGCCUGGAACAUGGGAUCCAGCCGGACGGCCAGAUGCCCAGUGACAAGACCAUCGGAGGAGGGGAUGAUUCCUUCAACACCUUCUUCAGUGAGACUGGAGCUGGGAAUCGUAUCCACUUCCCUCUAGCUACAUAUGCCCCAGUCAUUUCUGCAGAGAAGGCCUACCAUGAGCAGUUAACUGUAGCCGAGAUCACCAAUGCCUGCUUUGAGCCGGCCAAUCAGAUGGUCAAAUGUGACCCCCGUCAUGGCAAGUACAUGGCCUGCUGUCUGCUGUACCGUGGUGAUGUGGUGCCCAAAGAUGUCAAUGCUGCCAUCGCCACCAUCAAGACCAAGCGCACCAUCCAGUUUGUGGACUGGUGCCCCACUGGUUUCAAGGUGGGCAUUAACUACCAGCCCCCUACUGUGGUUCCUGGUGGAGACCUGGCCAAGGUUCAGAGAGCAGUGUGCAUGCUGAGCAACACCACUGCUAUCGCUGAGGCCUGGGCUCGCCUGGACCACAAGUUUGACCUGAUGUAUGCAAAGCGAGCCUUUGUGCACUGGUAUGUGGGUGAGGGUAUGGAGGAGGGAGAGUUCUCUGAGGCCAGGGAAGACAUGGCAGCUCUAGAGAAGGAUUAUGAAGAGGUGGGCGUCGACUCUGUGGAAGGUGAGGGUGAAGAUGAGGGAGAGGAGUAUUAGGGGCUUAUGUGAAAUAUGAAAAAUAGGCACCUUUGCAGUGGGUUUAGCUCACAAAAUCCCUUAGGUUCUAGUAUUGCGUUUUACUGUGUCCAUUGUAUUAUGUGUAUCUGACUGUACUACAUUAACAGUAUGACUUCCAAAUGAAUUACUCUCCAAAUAAAGCUGUUUAUGUAAUACA